Molecule: messenger RNA, 2448 nt
Organism: Aspergillus ochraceoroseus IBT 24754
Lineage: Eukaryota; Fungi; Ascomycota; Eurotiomycetes; Eurotiales; Aspergillaceae
Gene: dbp4
Product: RNA-dependent ATPase HCA4
Exons: 1
Coding region: 1-2448 (815 amino acids)
Biological process (GO): rRNA processing
Cellular component (GO): nucleus
Molecular function (GO): RNA helicase activity; nucleic acid binding; ATP binding
Source: RefSeq, a predicted model, not a curated record
AUGGCUGCGUCAACUGGUCCUCGGAAUGGGAAACACGCCAAACAUGCCCAGCGACCCUCUAAUUUAAAACGCAAACGGGUUCAGGAAGAUCUCUCGUCGCUUGUGCAGCGGGUAGAAGAUAUCGAUCUCAAAGGAACAUACGAAUCAUUCUCGGAUCUGCCCAUCUCGGAACCGACCAUAUCGGGACUUACCUCGUCUCAUUUCAAGACCCUCACCGACAUUCAGUCUCGUGCAAUCAGCCAUGCCCUCAAGGGUCGCGAUGUGCUUGGAGCUGCGAAGACGGGCAGUGGGAAAACCCUGGCCUUCUUGGUCCCCAUACUCGAGAAUCUGUAUCGCAGACAAUGGUCCGAACACGAUGGUCUAGGCGCCUUGAUCAUUUCCCCGACGCGCGAAUUGGCUAUUCAGAUUUUCGAGGUUUUGAGGAAAAUCGGUCGGUAUCACACCUUCUCUGCCGGUCUUGUGAUUGGAGGCAAGAGUCUGCGGGAGGAGCAGGAAAGACUGGGACGGAUGAACAUUUUGGUCUGUACGCCAGGCCGCAUGCUCCAGCAUCUCGAUCAGACGGCAUUUUUUGAAACUCACAACCUACAAAUGUUGGUGUUGGAUGAGGCGGAUCGAAUCAUGGACAUGGGUUUCCAGAAGACAGUCGACGCCAUUAUUGGACACCUGCCGCCCAAUCGCCAGACCCUUCUUUUCAGCGCUACGCAGACGAAGAAGGUUUCCGAUUUAGCACGACUUAGCCUUCAGGACCCCGAGUAUGUAGCCGUUCACCAAGCCGCCUCUUCGGCUACCCCUUCCAAACUUCAGCAGCAUUAUGUCCUUACACCCCUUCCCGAAAAACUCGAUAUCUUGUGGAGUUUCAUCCGAAGCAACCUGAAAACCAAAACCAUUGUGUUCUUAUCGUCAGGGAAACAGGUCCGGUUCGUCUACGAGUCCUUCCGUCAUAUGCAACCCGGGAUUCCUUUGCUCCAUCUUCACGGUCGUCAGAAGCAGGGAGGACGACUCGAUAUCACCACUCGCUUUUCGCAGGCACAACAUGCAGUCCUUUUUGCUACGGAUGUUGCUGCCCGUGGCUUGGAUUUCCCCGCGGUCGACUGGGUGAUUCAAAUGGACUGCCCUGAGGAUGCGGAUACCUAUAUUCACCGGGUUGGACGGACUGCCCGAUACGAGCGCGACGGCCGUGCUGUGCUGUUCCUGGACCCGAGUGAGGAAAAGGGAAUGCUAAGACGCCUCGAGCAAAAGAAGGUCACGGUCGAACGGAUCAAUGUCAAAUCGAACAAACAGCAAAGUAUCAAGCACCAGUUGCAGAACAUGUGCUUCAAAGACCCUGAGCUCAAAUAUCUUGGACAGAAGGCAUUCAUUUCAUACGUAAAGUCUAUCUAUGUUCAGAAGGACAAGGAAACUUUCAACCUCAGAGAGCUCAAGCUGGAUGACUUUGCCACUAGCAUGGGUCUUCCCGGUGCGCCUCGUAUCAAGUUCAUCAAGGGAGACGAUACCAAGGAACGCAAGAAUGCAUCUCGGGCGACCGCCUACACGUCGAGCGAUGACGAAUCGGAUGAAGAUGGAGAAAAGAAGAAGGCCAAGAAGGAGCCACAAGUACGGACCAAGUACGACCGUAUGUUUGAGAGGCGGAACCAGGAUGUGCUGGCUGAUCACUACUCGAAACUUAUCAAUGACGACGGGACAAUCGCGGAGCCUCCCAAGGCCACAGACGACGCAGAUGAAGACAACGAUUUCCUGUCGGUUAAGCGGCGCUUCGAAGCUGGCGAUGAUGCUCUGGGCGCCAAGUCCGAAUCUGACUCGGAGGAUGAUGAAGAAGAAGACGACGACGACGACGACGACGACGACGACGACAAGACAUCCACAAAGGGAGCCAAGGUGGUACAGCUUAACGGUAAAGAAACCCUCGUCAUCGACUCCAAGCGCCGUGAGAAGCUGCUCAAAUCGAAAAAGAAGCUUCUCAAAUACAAGGGCAAGGGGUCAAAGCUUAUCUUCGACGAAGACGGCAACGCCCACGAGCUUUACGAAAUGGAGGACGAAGAAGCUUUCAAGGCUCGCGGCGACGCCAAAGACCAACAAGCCCGGUUCCUGGCGGAGGAAACGCAACGCACCCAAGUCGCAGAUACAGAGGACAAGGAGAUUGCCCGACAGAAGAAGCGCGAAAAGAAGGAGAAGCGCAAGGCCCGCGAACGCGAGCUUAUCGCUGCAGAAGAAGAAGAAGAGGAGGAGGAGAAGGCCGUGGCUCAACUCGUCCCAUACGAGGAAGACGGCGAUUUCUCUGCCUCAUCAGAGGGAGAAAGAGACCGUCGCAGCAAGCGACCAAAGGUACGCACAGAAGAGGAGAAGCCAGAGCCGUGGUACAAGCAGUCCAAGAGACCCGCAGCAAAGGAAUCAGCCGGGAUCCAGACUUUGGAGGAUCUGGAAUCGCUGGCUACGGGAUUACUGGGGUGA